AUGUCGCGCCCAUUCAGACCACGAGAUAUCGCCUGUGCCCGUUGUUUUCGCCUCAAGCGCAAAUGUGAUCAUGCGAAGCCUACCUGCGGCGAAUGCCGCCGUAAAGGCGCGGAGUGCCUCCCUGCCAGAUCGCGCAAGUCUGGAGAUAGCAUCACCAUCCCGGUCGCAUACCUGAAAGACCUCGAGAGGAGGGUGGCCGAAUUGGAAGGCUCAAAUUUAGGGGCAAACACUGGUGUGGAGCUGUGCGACGCGGGCGUACAGACUGAUUUUGUGGAGAAUGGGAACAUCGCUACGGGUAUAGCAUCGAGUGCGCAAUCUCCAUAUUGGGCCAAUGGGGCGGACGAAAGCCAAGCGCUGGUACUUUCGUCUGUUAUGCAGUCCCAAGGGCAGAACUCUCGGCUGUCACCAUUUUCGCCGUCGUCACUUACGGAUUCGAUUUUCCAAUUCAAUGAUGAAACCCUCGAUUUCCUUCGCCUCGAUAAACCAUCUUUUCCCCUUGUUGGCGAGGACUCCAUAUGGCUCACGGAGCUUUACACAAAUAUAUACUUUUCAAUAUCCCACCGCGAGUGGCCCUUCUUGAACGAGUCUGCUUGGAAGAAAUGGCAUCGCGAGGAGGGUGUAACGGGACAAGAAGAAUGGCGAUUCUUCUUUCUCCGCAUGGUGUAUGCCAUUGGGGCAUCACUCUGCAGCACAAUGCACAGAGACCCAGCACAUCUGACUCGCUCCAAAGAACUCUAUGCCUCCGCAAUGAAUUAUUAUCCACAGGUGGUGGGACAUCCGUCCAUGGUUCUACAAGUUCAAGCAUCUCUAUUACUCAUCGUCUAUGCAUUGCACUCUCCGUCGUCAGAGGAGAUGGCUACGACUGUCUCCUCAAUAUUACCAUUCUGCACCGCUGCAAUUACGCAUCUUCGAAAAUACGUCCGAAUUGACCGGGACGACGAGACAACCGCAACUUCUGGCGAGGUCAUGUCAGAGAAUAUGUUCAUCGCUUGCUACAUGCUAAACGAGGUCAUUGCAUCCGGAUGGGAUAGACCUGUAUCUCCUUCGUAUCGAAUAGUGGAUGACGAUCUUUGCAUUUUAGGAGACACAAUCCAACCUCCCGGUAAUGCAAAUCCCGCACUGGGUCAUUUAUUCCGACUGCGAAAAAUCCAAAAUAACAUUAGGAGGUCACUUGAGAGAUCGCGUUGGCGGUAUUCCGAAGAGAAGGAUGCUUUCAGUUCAUCACUAAAGUCUGCUCUGGAUAUCUGGAGACAGGAUAUACCCCGCUACGGAACCUCGAAUGUUUCCAGUGGAUUUUAUCACCCGAGUUGGAUGACGAAGUUGUAUGAUUAUAGUAUUCUUAUUUUGAUGGAAGAAAAGCGGAACUUCCUUGAUCACGAGGGAACAGAAAAGAUCUUCUCUGCCGUUGUAGAAGUCUGUCUGCAGUUCCGUCGAUUACAGGAGGAGGGACAUGUGAUGUGCUUUACUUGGUCUGCGCUCGUAUUCCAAUUCAGAGCUGCCAUCAUGCUCCUCUACCUAAUCUGGGCAACAAGACCAAUCAUGGUCAGUAUGGUUCUACAGGGUCAACAUUCCUAUGAUUCACCAGAAGCAAUCGACGCCUGUUUAAAGAACUUUGCAUGUUUUGCAGAACGCUGGGAGGAUGCCAUACCAUACUUCAAAUUGUUUCAAUUUUUGCAUCAGAAGAUCCUACAGACUACGGGGUCGUCUGCAAUGGAGGUCGAUCUCCCUGGCUUGGUAGAGGCGGAGACUCACUUGGAGCAGCUGAAGAAGAAGUAUCUACAUCGGGCCAUCUCGGGAAUGAUAGAGGAUAUGAUGUAUGGGGGGUUUACACAGUUUGAAGCGCUACAGGUACCAGACACUUUGGUAACUGAAAUACUGUGA
This is a messenger RNA of Penicillium cataractarum, 1881 nucleotides long. RefSeq lists its product as uncharacterized. The record is from RefSeq and is a predicted model, not a curated record. Gene Ontology annotation, biological process: positive regulation of transcription by RNA polymerase II. Bases 1 to 1881 code for a protein of 626 amino acids. The transcript has 3 exons. NCBI's taxonomy places the organism in Eukaryota, Fungi, Ascomycota, Eurotiomycetes, Eurotiales, Aspergillaceae. Gene Ontology annotation, molecular function: zinc ion binding; sequence-specific DNA binding; DNA-binding transcription factor activity, RNA polymerase II-specific.